UCUCAGAGACCCACUGUGAAGUUGUGGCCUCAGCUCUGAAGUCCAACCCCUCCCAUCUGAGAGAGCUGGACAUGAGUGACAAUGACCUGCAUGAUUCAGGAGUGAAGAAACUGUGUGUUGGACUGCAGAGUCCAAACUGUAGACUGAAGACGCUGGGAUUGAGAGACUGCAGUUUGUCAGAGAUCAGCUGUGCUUCUCUGGCCUCAGCUCUGAAGUCCAACCCCUCCCAUCUGAGAGUGCUGCAGCUGAACUACAACUACCUGAAGGAUUCAGGAGUGAAGCUGCUGUGUGAUUUUCUGGAGAGUCCACACUGCAGACUGGAGACUCUGAGAUUGUGGAACUGCAGUUUGUCAGAGAUGAGCUGUGCUUCUCUGGCCUCAGCUCUGAAGUCCAACCCUUCCUGUAUAAGGGAGCUGAAGCUGAAUGACAACAACCUGCAGGAUUCAGGAGUGAAGCUACUGUGUGAUUUUCUGGAGAGUCCAAACUGCAGACUGAAGACUCUGAGAUUGAGGAACUGCAGUGUGUCAGAGAUCAGCUGUGCUUCUCUGGCCUCAGCUCUGAAGUCCAACCCCUCCCAUCUGAGAGAGCUGGACAUGAGUAUCAACGAGCUGCAGGAUUCAGGAGUGAAGCUGCUGUGUGAGUUUCUGGAGAGUCCACACUGCAAAAUGGAGACUCUGAGGGUUUAUCGCCAUGGACUGUCAGAGGUCAGCUGUGAUUCUCUGGCCUCAGCUCUGAAGUCCAACCCCUCCUGUCUGAGAGAGCUGGAGCUGCAUGACAGCAACCUGCAGGAUUCAGGAGUGAAGCUGCUCUCCGAUCAUGUGGACAAUCCAAACUGCAGACUGAAGAUUCUGAGAAUCAAUGGCAAGUUGAUCAGAGCUGAGGAACCCAAUACAAAUCACUCUGAUGUCAAACUGGAUGUGAAAACAAACCUGCCUGAGGACGACAUAAAGGCUCCAUUAUCCUUCUCACCUGAACCAACAUCUGAAGCUUCAUACAGAUGGGAUCAGAGCCUCCUCCAAUCAGCUGGCAGGAUGGUUGCUGACCGCCCACCUCCCAGUGGAACACCGGAAGGUGUCAGAGCGGAAAUUGCACAGAGAAAUGUCCCAUCAGAGGACAGAGUCCUAGCUGUCCUGAAAGCUGUUCGGACAGAGUUUGUUAAAAGAGUGUCUCAUGCUAAUCUGAACUUUAUCCUGGAUAAACUUUUGGAGCAUGAUGUGAUAAAUCAGGGUGAAAUGCAGGAUAUCACGCAAAACAGAACAACCACAGACAAAGCACGAGACGUGAUCGACACGGUGCAAAAGAAGGGAGCUAAAGCCAGUUUAGUUCUGAUCGCUGCUCUCCGUGAGGUGGAUUCAUACCUUUUCAAUGACCUGAUGGAGCUCAGGGGUGUGUAA
This is a messenger RNA of Centropristis striata (black sea bass), 1394 nucleotides long. Its product is annotated as ribonuclease inhibitor-like. The transcript is spliced from 10 exons. NCBI's taxonomy places the organism in Eukaryota, Metazoa, Chordata, Actinopteri, Perciformes, Serranidae. Gene Ontology annotation, molecular function: protein binding. Bases 72 to 1394 code for a protein of 440 amino acids. Gene Ontology annotation, biological process: regulation of apoptotic process. The record is from RefSeq and is a predicted model, not a curated record.